GGGAUAUUACCUCAAGUUCUUUCUCGCGCUUCUUCAGUUGAACAUCCCGAGGCAGUUUAGUUCCGUCAUUGACCAGGAAGGACCGCUGCGACAGUUUGUUCUCUCAUACGAUCUCAGUGUAUCUCUCUGUAAUAAUUUACCGCCACCAUGGUAUGUUCAAUUGAAGAUAUUGCCGAUGAGCUGCCCCCAGAACAAAUCGCAGUUCUGCGCAAGGCGUUCGACAGUUUUGACCGUGAAAAGAGCGGAAGCAUUCCCACCGAUCUGGUAGCAGAUAUUCUUCGACUAAUGGGACAGCCCUUCAACAAAAAAAUUCUGGACGAGCUGAUCGAUGAAGUUGACGCCGACAAAUCUGGACGCCUCGAGUUUGAAGAGUUCGUGACGUUGGCUGCCAAAUUCAUCGUUGAGGAAGAUGCGGAAGCUCUGGAAAAGGAACUGAGAGAAGCUUUCAGGCUUUACGACAAAGAGGGUAACGGAUACAUUCCCACCUCGUGUCUGCGCGAAAUUCUUCGGGAACUCGAUGACCAGUUGACGGAUGAGGAACUGGACAUCAUGAUCGAGGAAAUUGACUCUGACGGAUCCGGAACGGUAGAUUUUGAUGAAUUCAUGGAGAUGAUGACCGGAGAAUAAAUGUACCUAAGCACAACGCAGGCAACAUCCUUUUAUAUUUGUGCAAGACUCAACUGAUCAAUGGGAGCGAGUGCCUCGGAAGACGCAUAAUCGACUAAUUUACAACCUGUUAUUUUUUUUUUUUUCUUCUUCAAUUUAUAAUCGAUGAAAUAUAUUUAUACCUAUAACUUUAAUUGUAUAUUUAUGUCUGCCGCAACGUUAAUUUAAUUUUAAUACGUCAUGACGCGUCUACUGUUUUUUAGAGAAAAGAAAACGAAGUAAAAACUGAAUUCAAAAUUCUGAAGCAUUGGAAUUGAGUGUUGAAUUACUGUUUCUGGGACAUGUAUGAGACCAUUACGCACGGUACAUUUCCAAUCAACAAAUCUAUACACGUUUUUAACAGACACAAUGAGUUAUAUAUUUGCUACGAAUGAACUAAACAAUAUUAUACGCCUGUAAGCACGUUGAACAAACGUACAUCACCGCAUAAUAUGUAUUAUAUAAUAUAUAUUAUAUAUUAAUCUGCCAAAUUUUUGGUGAGCAGUUUCCAUUGUAAUAAAUAAAAUUUACUAAAAACGUA
Molecule: messenger RNA, 1186 nt
Organism: Neodiprion virginianus
Lineage: Eukaryota; Metazoa; Arthropoda; Insecta; Hymenoptera; Diprionidae
Gene: TpnCI
Product: troponin C, isoallergen Bla g 6.0301
Exons: 6
Coding region: 148-627 (159 amino acids)
Molecular function (GO): calcium ion binding; enzyme regulator activity
Source: RefSeq, a predicted model, not a curated record